AUGUCAGUCGAAGCAACAACAAUUCAAACAACAGCACCAAACUCGUUAGUCAUGAAUCCAACAUCUAUGUUAGUAGAAAUGAAAAGCUUCAUUCCUUCUUCAUAUACUUUUGAAACAGAAAUCCAGAAGAUAAAGCAGGAACUUUUAACAAGUACUUUGGACUGUUGUGCGAAAGAUGAACAAAAUGAACAGUAUCUUUACGACAUGCAGGACCCGGUGGAACAUUUACCCAAAUUGCCUGAAAUCCAACAACAAAAGCUCACUAUUCCUGAAUUCGAUGAAAUUGAAGUGAAACCAACUGACUCAGUAGAAAUAAAGAAGUUCAUACGAAAGGUAAACUAUGAGUUUCUAGGAUUUCAUUGCAACCAUAAGGUUAUGGACAAAGAUUGCGACAUGGUAUAUAAGAAUGUUUCUGACAUAUAUAAAUCUGAAGAAUUUAAGACCUACGACAACUUUGUUUCGUUAGUUGCUGAAUGUGUAUGGCAGAUAAGAGAUAAAGAUAAAAGAU
Molecule: messenger RNA, 508 nt
Organism: Trichomonas vaginalis G3
Lineage: Eukaryota; Parabasalia; Trichomonadida; Trichomonadidae
Product: organellar and viral DNA polymerase type B
Exons: 1
Source: RefSeq, a predicted model, not a curated record